Molecule: messenger RNA, 717 nt
Organism: Myripristis murdjan (pinecone soldierfish)
Lineage: Eukaryota; Metazoa; Chordata; Actinopteri; Holocentriformes; Holocentridae
Product: histone H2B 1/2-like
Exons: 1
Coding region: 15-389 (124 amino acids)
Cellular component (GO): nucleosome
Molecular function (GO): protein heterodimerization activity; structural constituent of chromatin; DNA binding
Source: RefSeq, a predicted model, not a curated record
CAAGCAGCGUCAACAUGCCUGAACCCGCCAAGCCUGCCCCGAAGAAGGGCUCCAAGAAAGCCGUGAGCAAGACCGCCGGUAAGAGCGGCAGGAAACGCCGCAGGCCCAGGAAGGAGAGCUACGCCAUCUACGUGUACAAGGUGCUCAAGCAGGUGCACCCCGACACCGGCAUCUCGUCCAAGGCCAUGGGCAUCAUGAACUCCUUCGUCAAUGACAUCUUCGAGCGCAUCGCCGGCGAGGCGUCCCGCCUGGCUCACUACAACAAGCGCUCCACCAUCACCUCCAGGGAGAUCCAGACCGCCGUCCGCCUGCUGCUGCCCGGGGAGCUGGCCAAGCACGCGGUGUCCGAGGGCACCAAGGCCGUCACCAAGUACACCAGCUCCAAGUAAAACGAGCUAUUCCAGCUUUAACAACAAAGGCUCUUUUAAGAGCCACCCACUUCUACUGAGAGAGUCGAUCUGUACUGUAUUAUCGUUGCAAAAACUGACAUCAUUAUUUCAAUGAAAAUGUUUACUAAGGAAGCUACUAUAUUAAUGCUUCCUUUCUUCCUUUUUAAGAUAUAUGGGCAGAUUUCUGCUGUGCUAUUAAUUGACUCAUUUUUACUCAAGAGUUAACACUUGAAAGUAUUACACGUGACAUAAGGCAAACAGGAAAUGAAAUGCUCUCACAUAAUCAACUGACAAUGGAAUUCGAAAAAGUAAAGCAUAAUAAAAUCAA